Messenger RNA from Oncorhynchus keta (chum salmon), 1289 nucleotides. RefSeq names its product sciellin-like. NCBI's taxonomy places the organism in Eukaryota, Metazoa, Chordata, Actinopteri, Salmoniformes, Salmonidae. The transcript is spliced from 5 exons. The record is from RefSeq and is a predicted model, not a curated record. Bases 96 to 593 code for a protein of 165 amino acids. Gene Ontology annotation, biological process: epidermis development. Gene Ontology annotation, cellular component: cytoplasm.
CUCUACCACCACCACCACCUUCUCCAACAACUCUACCACCACCUCCAACAACUCCACCACCACCACCAACAACUCCACCACCACCACCACCUCCAAUGUCCCAAGUUGUAAUCAGUGAGAUCAGUUUAGAGACCAGACUCCCUGACCCGCCCUCUCUGACUCCAACCCAGACUCUACUCUCCAUACCGAACAGGUCAGUCCUGACUCCAACCCAGACUCUACUCUCCAUACCGAACAGGUCAGUCCUGACUCCAACCCAGACUCUCCUCUCCAAACCUAACAGGUCAGUCCUGACUCCAACCCAGACUCUCCUCUCCAAACCUAACAGGUCAGUCCUGACUCCAACCCAGACUCUCCUCUCCAAACCUAACAGGUCAGUCCUGACUCCAACCCAGACUCUCCUCUCCAAACCUAACAGGUCAGUCCUGACUCCAACCCAGACUCUCCUCUCCAAACCUAACAGGUCAGUCCUGACUCCAACCCAGACUCUCCUCUCCAAACCUAACAGGUCAGUCCUGACUCCAACCCAGACUCUCCAUACCGAACAGGUCAGUCCUGACUCCAACCCAGACUCUCCUCUAGUCCAUACCUAACAGGUCAGUCCUGUCUCCAACCCAGACUCUCCUCUAGUCCAUACCUAACAGGUCAGUCCUGACUCUAACCCAGACUCUCCUCUAGUCCAUACCUAACAGGUCAGUCCUGACUCCAACCCAGACUCUCCUCUCCAGACCUAACAGGUCAGUCCUGACUCCAACCCAGACUCUCCUCUAGUCCAUACCUAACAGGUCAGUCCUGACUCCAACCCAGACUCUCCUCUCUAGUCCAUACCUAACAGGUCAGUCCUGUCUCCAACCCAGACUCUCCUCUAGUCCAUACCUAACAGGUCAGUCCUGUCUCCAACCCAGACUCUCCUCUCCAUACCUAACAGGUCAGUCCUGACUCCAACCCAGACUCUCCUCUAGUCCAUACCUAACAGGUCAGUCCUGACUCCAACCCAGACUCUCCUCUCCAGACCUAACAGGUCAGUCCUGACUCCAACCCAGACUCUCCUCUAGUCCAUACCUAACAGGUCAGUCCUGACUCCAACCCAGACUCUCCUCUCUAGUCCAUACCUAACAGGUCAGUCCUGACUCCAACCCAGACUCUCCUCUCUAGUCCAUACCUAACAGGUCAGUCCUGACUCCAACCCAGACUCUCCUCUCUAGUCCAUACCUAACAGGUCAGUCCUGACUCCAACCCAGACUCUCCUCUCUAGUCCAUACCUAACAGGUCAGUCCUGUCUCCAACCC